This is a messenger RNA of Scomber japonicus (chub mackerel), 1575 nucleotides long. RefSeq names its product solute carrier family 16 member 3a (gene slc16a3a). Gene Ontology annotation, molecular function: monocarboxylic acid transmembrane transporter activity. The coding region runs from base 1 to 1575 and encodes 524 amino acids. NCBI's taxonomy places the organism in Eukaryota, Metazoa, Chordata, Actinopteri, Scombriformes, Scombridae. The transcript has 5 exons. Gene Ontology annotation, cellular component: membrane. Gene Ontology annotation, biological process: monocarboxylic acid transport; transmembrane transport. The record is from RefSeq and is a predicted model, not a curated record.
AUGGGAGGUGCUGCGGUGGAUGUGGGUGCAGGGGGGUUGAAGGCUCCUGAUGGAGGGUGGGGUUGGGCGGUGCUGGCCGGCUGUUUUGUCAUCACAGGCUUCUCCUACGCUUUCCCUAAAGCGGUCAGUGUUUUUUUUAAAGAGCUGAUCAGGGAGUUUGGAGUGGGAUACAGCGACACCGCCUGGAUCUCUUCUAUCCUGUUGGCCAUGCUUUAUGGCACAGGUCCUCUGUGCAGUGUGCUGGUGAACCGCUUCGGCUGUCGUCCAGUGAUGAUGGUGGGUGGCCUCUUUGCCUCUCUAGGAAUGAUCCUGGCCUCCUUCUCCACCAGCAUCAUCCACAUCUACCUCAGCACGGGGGUCAUUACAGGUCUAGGGUUAGCCCUGAACUUCCAACCAUCUCUGAUAAUGCUCAACCGCUACUUCAGCGAGAAGCGUCCUCUAGCCAAUGGGCUAUCAGCUGCAGGUAGUCCCGUGGCCCUGUGCUGCCUAUCGCCACUGGGCCAGGUCCUCCAGUACCAGUAUGGCUGGAGGGGGGGCUUCCUCAUCUUGGGUGGCCUUCUACUCAAUUGCUGUGUGUGCGGCGCACUAAUGAAACCUCUGGUCCCCCCCAAGAACCUCAAGAACAAGGACCUGGAACAGGACAAAGAAGAGGAAAAAGAAGGGUCAGAGGACAAAACCAAUAAGCCUAAAGCCAAACUGCUGGACAUCUCUGUGGUAAAAGACAGAGGUUUUGUCAUCUACACUGUGGCGGCAUCCAUCAUGGUGCUGGGGCUGUUUGUGCCUCCAGUGUUUGUAGUGAGCUAUGCUAAGGAGAUGGGUAAUGAGGACACCAAAUCAGCUCUGCUGCUCACUAUUUUGGGCUUCAUUGACAUUUUUGCACGGCCUACGUGUGGGGUGAUCGCCGGAUUGAAAUGGGUGCGGCCUCGAUGCGUCUACCUCUUCAGCUUUGCUAUGUUGUUCAAUGGAAUCACUGACCUUGUUGGGUCACAGGCUAAUAGCUACACAUCUCUAGUGGUCUACUGCAUCUUCUUUGGCGUCUCCUACGGCAUGGUGGGUGCGCUGCAGUUUGAGGUUCUUAUGGCAGUAGUUGGUACUGAGAAGUUCUCCAGUGCCAUUGGCCUGGUCCUGCUCAUGGAGGCCGUUGCUGUGCUGGUAGGACCACCUGGUGCAGGCCGGCUUCUUGAUGCCACCAAGAAUUAUAUGUAUGUCUUCCUGCUGGCAGGAAGUGAGGUGGUCCUUUCAGCUGUGGUUUUAGCCACUUGUAACUUCCUGUUUAUCAAAAAUAAGCCCUCAGUGCCAGCAGACAAGCUAGACAAUGUUGAAGUGAUGGACAGUGCCAAGGCAGAUGUUUGCAGUAAAACCACAGAGGGGAAUGACGAAGAGGAGAAAGGAGCAAAAGAAGAACAAGAAAAGGAGACAGUGAAGGACUUGAAGGAGGAAGAGGAGAAAGAUAAAGAGAAAGUAGAUGAGGUCAGGCCUGAGGGUGUAACAGUGGACUCACAGGAAGUGGAAAGGUUUUUGAAAGAGCCUCAGCAAAAUGGUGAUGCGGCCACAAGUCCUGAAACAAGCCUGUGA